Amoebophrya sp. A25 is the source of this 205-nucleotide messenger RNA. NCBI's taxonomy places the organism in Eukaryota, Dinophyceae, Syndiniales, Amoebophryaceae. The record is from the annotation of a GenBank genome assembly.
AUGGAGCUAGGUGAGAAUUUCGCUGUGGGAGAGGUAGAGGCGACGGAAGCAACAACGACGAGGGCCGAUAUGACCAAGACUAGUUAUAGUUCGGCUGAAGACGACGAGCAUAACCCUGGACACGAUUUUGAUGGAGAAAGUCGUGAUUUUGAUAGUGAAGAUACCAAGAAAGUUCAAGUCGAGACAGGAGUUGAAGAAGAUACCC